Messenger RNA from Orycteropus afer afer, 3460 nucleotides. It is a transcript of the gene FKBP15, whose product is annotated as FKBP prolyl isomerase family member 15. Gene Ontology annotation, cellular component: growth cone. Gene Ontology annotation, molecular function: peptidyl-prolyl cis-trans isomerase activity. The record is from RefSeq and is a predicted model, not a curated record. Lineage: Eukaryota; Metazoa; Chordata; Mammalia; Tubulidentata; Orycteropodidae.
GACGACGGCAGUGACAGGCCUUUGAAAACCCCGACUGCCUUCCCGCAGCCGGGCGAAAGCUAGCGCGAUGUUCGGUGCAGGCGACGAGGACGACACCGACUUCCUCUCGCCCAGCGGCGGUGCCAGAUUGGCCUCUCUUUUUGGACUGGAUCAGGCAGCUGCUGGCCAUGGAAAUGAGUUCUUCCAGUACACAGCCCCAAAGCAGCCUAAGAAAAACCAGGCAACAGCAGCAACAGGAAAUAAAGCAACACAGAAAACAGCACGAACUACAGCAGGCACUUCUGCAGUACUGAUUGCAACAGCAGUCCAUGCAUACAGAUACAUAAAUGGUCAAUAUGUGAAACAGGGCAAAUUUGGUGCUGCUGUCCUGGGGAAUCACACAGCCAGAGAGUAUAGGAUUCUUCUUUACAUUAGUCAGCAGCAGCCAGUUACUGUUGCCAGGAUCCACCUGAACUUUGAGUUUACGGUUCAGCCCAGUAACUAUAGCACCUUUUAUGAUGACCAGAGACAAAACUGGUCCAUCAUGUUUGAGUCAGAAAAGGCUGCUGUGGAGUUCAACAAACAGGUCUGCAUCGCCAAGUGCAACAGCACCUCUUCCCUGGAUUCAGUGCUCUCACAGGACCUCACUGUAGCAGAAGGACCUGCUGUAGAAGUAGGAGAUUCUUUGGAAGUGGCAUAUACUGGUUGGCUCUUACAGAAUCAUGUGCUGGGCCAGGUUUUUGACUCUACUGCAAACAAAGACAAGCUACUUCGUCUGAAAUUAGGAUCAGGAAAAGUCAUCAAGGCCUGGGAGGAUGGAAUGCUGGGCAUGAAAAAAGGAGGGAAGCGGCUGCUCAUUAUCCCUCCAUCCUGUGCUGCCGGCUCCGAAGGAGUAAUAGGAUGGACUCAAGCCACGGACUCAAUCCUGGUGUUCGAGGUGGAGGUUAGGCGGGUGAAGUUUGCCAGAGAUUCUGGCUCUGAUGGGCACAGUGUUGGUUCUCGAGAUUCUGCGGCCCCGUCUCCCACACCUGGUGCUGACAGCCUCUCUGCUGAUCCUGCUCUGUCACCACCCACACUGGUGCCUUUUAAAUCAGGGGAGGCAACUCUUCGUGCCAAAUCUAACUCCCUUAGUGAACAACUUACAGGAAGUCCAAAUCCUGAUACAGUCAAGGCCAAGUUGAUAUCUCGGAUGGCCAAAAUGGGUCAGCCCAUGCUGCCCAUCUUUCCACCUCAGCUGGAUUCCAAUGAUUCAGAAACUGAAGAUGUGAGUGCUCUGCAGGGAGCCGGGCAGCCUGUGGCGAUGUCGUCCAUCCAGCCCUCUCUUCAGGCAGUCCAUCCAGCGUUACCACAGAUGACCUCACAAGUGCCUCAGCCAUCUGUUUCUGGCCUCCAAGCACCGUCUGCUGCCUUAAUGCCAAUUACAUCUCUCGAUUCCCACUCAGCUGUAUCUGGAAAUGCCCAGUCUUUUCAGCCCUAUGCAGGUGUGCAAACCUAUGCUUACCCCCAGGCAUCGACUGUCACUUCCCAGCUGCAGCCUCUCCGGCCCUUGUACCCAGCACCACUGUCUCAUCCUCUCCAUUGUCAAGGAUCAGGUGACAUGGCUUCAUUUCUCAUGACUGAAGCCCGACAGCAUAACUCUGAAAUUCGCAUGGCAGUCAGCAAAGUGGCUGAUAAAAUGGAUCAUCUCAUGACUAAGGUUGAAGAGUUACAGAAGCACAGUGCUGGGAACUCCUUGCUCAUUCCUAGCAUGUCGGUUACAAUGGAAACAAGCAUGAUCAUGAGCAACAUCCAGCGAAUCGUUCAGGAAAAUGAAAGGUUGAAGCAAGAGAUCCUUGAAAAGAGCAGUUGGGUUGAAGAGCGGAAUGAGAAGAUUAGUGAACUCAUUGAACGAAAUCAGAGAUAUGUUGAGCAGAGUAACCUGAUGAUGGAGAAGAGGAACAACUCACUUCAAACAGCCACAGAAAACACACAGGCAAGAGUUUUGCAUGCUGAGCAAGAGAAGCUCUCCAUGUCAACAGCAGAUUUGAUCCAGGGUGGGAACCAGGGAGCAGUCACAUCCACUGUGCAGGUUGCUGCACAAGACCGCUGUCAGGCUGAGGAGGAGAUCAAUGAAAUUCGCAAGUCAUACGAAGAGGAACUGGACAAACUGCGACAGCUCUUGAAAAAGGCUCGGGGGUCCACAGACCAAGCAACUGCAGAGCAGCUGUCUCUAGCACAGGCUGAGCUGCAGACCCAGUGGGAAAUGAAAUGUGAGCGUUUGUUGGCCUCCGCCAAGGAGGAGCACCGGCAGCAGUACCAGGAGGCGUGCGCGCAGAGAGACGCCAACGAACAGAAGCUGACACGAGUUCAGGAAAAGUGCUUAGCUCUCCAGGCCCAAGUCACAGCUCUGAAAGAGCAAAAUGAACAGCAUGUCAAGGAACUAGAGAAAAGCGAGUCCCAAAUGUCUGGGAAUGGAGUUGCCACUACAGACCUGUCAGAGAAGGUCAAGAAGAUCAUGAACCAGGUGUUCCAGUCCUUGCGGGGAGAGUUUGAGCUGGAGGAAUCUUAUAAUGGCAGGACGAUUCUGGGCACCAUCUUGAAUACAAUCAAGAUGGUGACUCUUCAGUUGUUGAACCAUCAGGAACAAGAGAAGAGGGAGAGCAACAGUGAAGAAGGAGGAGAGAGACCUCAGAGACCUUCCCAGGAGCAGUCGGUCUCAGCCAGUUCUGGGCCAUCUCAAGAGUCCCUGCAUAAGGAGAGGCAGGAGGCCCCCAGUGUGCCACUGGCGCAGGUGGUCAAGGCAGCUAUCCCAUCACCUCCUCAGACCCUGCCCGCUGCCCAGGAUGGUGUACAGAGCAGAGCAGAGGAGACCUCGGAAUCAGAGGCACCGUCAGAGAUGAAGGAUGAUUCCAACCCACCAGAACUGGCUUGCACUCCAUCCGAGAGAGGUCUGGGGCCCCCAACUUCAAUUCCACCUAGCCCUCCAGGUUCUAGAACCAUGGACCCUGAGUGGGAGGAGACACUUGCUGCCAGCCCAGUGGCAGCUAAGUCAGAUGACCCACUGAGAAAGGCCUUUGUCAAGGAAGUGGCUCCAGAUGGGCCACCGCAAGAAAGCUCCAGCAGACCAUCUCUGACUUCAGACCUCAAGACGGAGGACACGCUGGCCUUAGGGCCUGAAAGCCCAAGAGAGCCUCAGCCUCCAGAGCUCAAUAAAAAAGAGAAUCUCACUGGUGCCACCGAUUCCUCCAAGGAGCUGUUGAGUACAGAGGCAGGUUCUCCAGAUCCAGCAGCCACCCACAGUACCAGCCAUGAUUCUCAGUGUUCCAGUCUUCCUGGGGAUGAAGAGGAUGACCUGUUUAAAGGGGCCACUCUGAAAGUCCCAAGGCCCAAGGAAGAUCCUGAGGAAGAGGACGAAGAUGAGGUGAGCAUGAAGGGACGCCCGCCCCCAGCACCCCUUUUUGGAGAUGAUGAUGAUGACGAUGACAUUGACUGGCUGGGAUGA